Messenger RNA from Balaenoptera acutorostrata (minke whale), 903 nucleotides. RefSeq names its product transmembrane protein 210 (gene TMEM210). The transcript has 4 exons. The record is from RefSeq and is a predicted model, not a curated record. Bases 383 to 871 code for a protein of 162 amino acids. NCBI's taxonomy places the organism in Eukaryota, Metazoa, Chordata, Mammalia, Artiodactyla, Balaenopteridae.
CUGCUCUGAGUCCCUUUGGACUCAGUUUGUGGAUGAGUGUGGUAAAACCCAGCGUCUCAGGUCAUAGGAUCACUCAACAGGUGUAGGUGUGUGCCAGGAGCUGCCACCAGGAGGGGGCACCUGUGUGAGGGUCAGGGAGGUCCCCAGUGACCAGGGGUUGGCUGCCGCCCAGUGGGGCGCUCCCCACCCCCAGUGCUUGUGGGGUUAGCCGUGGCGGGGGGCAGGUAUUUGCUCCUGCUGCCUGGGUUUGCUCGGCAGGUCCUUAGGGGAGGAGGCUGAGGUUAACCCCGGCCGCGCCAGCCUCCUGUGGACAGCGCUCGCCUGGUCUGUGAGAGGCUGCACAGGGGACAGGCUGCGGCGGUGGCUGUGAGCGCCAACUGUGAUGACACACUUCCGCCAGAGCCCCAGGCGCCGUCUGCAGCCAUUUCGCAGCCACCUGGGCCUCGAGGGUGUCCUGCGAGACACUGCCGGGGCCCAUGUGCGGCGGCGGCUGGAACCUACUGCGAGUGUAGCCUUGGCCUCAGUCGCGAGGCCCUCAUUGCCCUGCUGGUGGUGCUGGCGGGCAUCGGCGCCAGCUGCUUCUGCGCUCUCAUCAUUGUGGCGGUUGGCAUCAUUCGAGCCAAGGGUGAAACAUGCCCCGGACACAUGGACAACAGCUGGCCUGACCUGGACAACGCUGUGCAGGUUGGUGGGGCACUUCGGGGCUCAGGAAGAUCACAUGGACCUGCACACGGUGCAUGUGGAGUCCCACCUCAUGGCCCCUGAAAUGGAGGUCUCCAUGACGCCGCCCCUGGAAGAUCAUGGCCUCACGACCAUCACUGUGGACUCGACCCUAGCGGAGCUGCCCCCCCAACCCCCGCCGCCUGAGUAGGGCUUCGGGCAGCUGGGGGAAGGGGAAUUAAA